AUGAGACUGCCAGGAGCAACUCAGACGGAAGACUUAAAAACCACCAGAAAGCUCCUCAAACCUCAGGUGGAAAAACAGAGACGGGAGAGGAUGAACCGCAGUCUGGAGACUCUGCGAGUCCUGCUGUUGGAGGACUCCCAACACCAGGGCAAAAUAAGCCGUAGGAUCGAGAAAGCUGAGAUCCUGGAGGAGACUGUUUUGUUCCUGAAGAAAUCCGGUGGGACGGGAAGCAAAGUUGGCGAACAGCAACAAGUCCAGGACGGAAUAUCCGCGUGCCUGCAGCGAGCUGCCCGGUUCCUGCACGGCAGGGGGGCGGCGCUGCAGGUGGAUGCGGCCCUGAAAUCCAAGUUCUUCCACUGGCGCGUGUGCGCCGGCGCCAAAGCUCCGGCCGUUGCUCGGUGUCCCCCUGUCGACUCUACCCAGCAGUCUGCGCAAACGUGGCACCGCCGCGUCGCUUUCAGAAGCCGCGGCCCGCUCCACCACAGAGCUCUGGCGUGUGGAGACCCCAACGUCCCUCAGCGCCCCCAAAGAGAUUCUCCGCGGUCCUCUCGCUCUCCCCCAGUCAGCCAGGUUGUGUGGAGACCGUGGCCGUAA
This is a messenger RNA of Brienomyrus brachyistius, 594 nucleotides long. It is a transcript of the gene her7, whose product is annotated as hairy and enhancer of split related-7. Gene Ontology annotation, molecular function: RNA polymerase II cis-regulatory region sequence-specific DNA binding; protein dimerization activity; DNA-binding transcription factor activity, RNA polymerase II-specific. The transcript is spliced from 3 exons. The record is from RefSeq and is a predicted model, not a curated record. NCBI's taxonomy places the organism in Eukaryota, Metazoa, Chordata, Actinopteri, Osteoglossiformes, Mormyridae. Gene Ontology annotation, cellular component: nucleus. Bases 1 to 594 code for a protein of 197 amino acids. Gene Ontology annotation, biological process: regulation of neurogenesis; regulation of transcription by RNA polymerase II; anterior/posterior pattern specification.